GAAGGAGAUCACACAGGAGAGAGGUCAUUGUCAUGUUUGGAGUGCGGGAAAGACUUUAAGAUGAAAUCUGAACUUCUUCUACAUCUCAAAACCCACAACCACGUGACCUUUUCAUGUCCAGAGUGCGGGAAAGCUUUCACUGAGGAAAGCGAGCUUCUUAAACACCAGAAAAGUCACAAGGGUGAGCGUCCUUAUGCAUGUUCAGAGUGCGGGAAAAGAUUUACUGACAAAAGAACUCUUGUUCGUCACCAGAAAAUUCACACAGGUGAGCAUCCGUAUUCAUGUGCAGAGUGUGGGAAAAGUUUUACUGACAAAGGAACCCUUGUUAUACACCAGAGAAUUCACACAGGUGAGCGUCCGUAUUCAUGUGCAGAGUGUGGGAAAAGUUUUGCAAUGAAUGGACAUCUUGUAAGACACCAGAGAAUUCACACAGGUGAGCGUCUGUAUUCAUGUGCAGAGUGUGGGAAAAGUUUUGCAAGGAAUGGACAUCUUGUAAGACACCAGAGAAUUCACACAGGUGAGCGUCUGUAUUCAUGUGCAGAGUGUGGGAAAAGUUUUGCAAUGAAUGGACAUCUUGUAAGACACCAGAGAAUUCACACAGGUGAGCGUCCAUAUUCAUGUGCAGAAUGUGGGAAAAGUUUUCCUGAUAAAGGAACCCUUCUUAGUCACCAGAGAAUUCACACAGGUGAGCGUCCGUAUUCAUGUGCAGAAUGUGGGAAAGGUUUUGCAAGUAAUGGACAGCUUGUAAAACACAAGAGAUUUCACACAGGUGAGCGUCCUUAUGCAUGUUCAGAGUGUGGGAAAAGUUUUACUGCCAAAAGAGCUCUUCUUAGUCACCAGAAAAUUCACACAGGUGAGCGUCCGUAUUCAUGUGCAGAGUGUGGGAAAAGUUUUACUGACAAAGGAACCCUUGUUAUACACCAGAGAAUUCACACAGGUGAGCGUCCGUAUUCAUGUACAGAGUGUGGGAAAAGUUUUGCAUUGAAUGGACAUCUUGUAAGACACCAGAGAUUUCACACAGGUGAGCGUCCAUAUUCAUGUUCAGAAUGUGGGAAACGUUUUACUGACAACAGAACUCUUCUUUGUCACCAGAGGAUUCACACAGGUGAGCGUCCGUAUUCAUGUUUAGAGUGCGGGAAAAGUUAUAUUGAGAAAGGGUCCCUUCUUAGGCACCAGAGAAUUCACACAUGUGAGCGUUUGUAA
Molecule: messenger RNA, 1203 nt
Organism: Nanorana parkeri
Lineage: Eukaryota; Metazoa; Chordata; Amphibia; Anura; Dicroglossidae
Product: gastrula zinc finger protein XlCGF57.1-like
Exons: 2
Coding region: 61-1203 (380 amino acids)
Source: RefSeq, a predicted model, not a curated record